CAGUGCGUUAAGCAAUAGCCUUCAUACUUUUGUAUAUUUAUACAAAGUCAGCUUAUUGAACCCAAAAACUGGGUCCUCAUUUAACCUACCUUAGAAAGGAUGGAAGGCUGAGUCAACCUUGAGCCUUGGAGAGAUUCGAACCAGCAGUAAAUUGCAGGCAGCUGUGUUAAUAACAGGGUGCUUUAAACCACUGUAGUACCAAGGCUCUUCUAGUCCAACCAGAAGGAAGGAAGGAAGGAAAGGAAGGAAGGAAGGAUAACAGAGCCUGAAGGUCUUCUAGUCCAACCGGAAGAAAGGAGGGAAAGAAGGAAGGAGGGAAGGAGGGAGGGAGGGAAGGAAGGAAGGAAGGAAGGAAGGAAAGGAAAGGAAAGGAAAGGAAAGGAAAGGAAAGGAAAGGAAGGAAGGAUAACAGAGCUUGAAGGUCUUCUAGUCCAACCAAAAGGAAGGAGGAAAAGAAGGAAGGAAGGAAGGAAGGAAGGAAGGAAGGAAGGAAGGAAGGAAGGAAGGAAAGAAAGAAGGCAGAAUAACAGGAUAACAGAGCUGGAAGAGGCCUUGGAAGUCUUCUAGUCCAAUCCCUGCUCAGGUAGGAAACCCUAUGCCAUUCCAGCCAAAAGGUGAGCCAAUCUCUUCUUAAAAACUUCCUGUGUUGGAGCAUUCCCAACUGCUGGAGGCAGAGGUUUUAUUUUAUUUUAUUUUCGCUGAACGGAUUCACGGACGCGAGGAGUGUGCAAACAAUCCUUAUAAGGCAUGCUUUGCUCUCUCUCUUUCUCUCUCUCUUUUUUUUUUUUUUGCACGAACACCUGCAAUGGGAGCUGGAGGCAAGGCCAAAAAAAAAUUUUUUUUUUUCCCCUUCUCCUUAAAUGAAAACCAGAAAAACCCACCCCCUUGGCUCUCCUUUCCCUGCUUCCCACUGGCUGGACCCGGUUGUAAAAAAAAAAAAAGGGGGGAGGCGAGGAGGGGCAGAUUAAGUCAUCGGAUGAGUAAGAUAUAAAGUUUUCUUUGGUGAGCGAGUCCCAACAGAGAGAAUUCCACUCCGCCGUGCCUUGCAAAGCGAGGACAAAAAAAUAUAUAUAUCUUGAUUUUGGCUGCCGGAGAGGUGAUGCUGAAUCCAGUUUAAGAAAAAAAAAAAAACAAUUUUUCUCUCUCUCUGUUUUUAUCUGGGAGACCCCUAAUGCUGGACAACUUCAUCCCGGAUUCCUGAAUAUUUUGAUUCCUUCCAUCGUGCUUGGAUCCCGAAUUAUCCUUCGCUGAGCGGAUUGUGCUGAACAAGCCAGGAACCAUGCAAGCUUGGACGCUCUUACCCAUCAUGGCUUGUGGCCUCCUGACGCUGUGCCCUCAGGGGUCCACAACCAGCAUGGGCCACCCGCUACCCAAACCCCUCCAAGGCCCAAACACCCCUCAUCCGUCGGUCAGCCACACCCCGCUCUCCGGACCGGAGAAAGCAUCUCCCGCGGCGUCCGAUGACUACGACGACUACUACGAAGAUUAUUACGACAACUUUCAGACCACCGAGUCCCCCCGUUCCGUCUCCCCGGGGUCGCUGACCCCCUUUUGCGCCUACGACCGCUGCAAACAUCUCCAAGUGCCUUGCGCAGAAUUGAGCCGGUUAAGCAAAUGUUUGUGUCCCGGAGUCACCGGUCCGGACGUCCUCCCGGACGCUCCCCGUUUACGAGCGGUUCACGUCAGCGAGACCCGAGCGAACUUGCACUGGUGUGCCCCUUCGUCCACGGUUCAAAAGUACCACCUCAAGUACCAGAUCCCCGGCGAGGAUUUCAUUUCAGGGCCUCCGCUAAACAAUACCGUCCGCGUCACAGUGCUGUCCGACCUUAUACCCGGCACCGAAUAUCUCCUCUGCGUCGUGGCGGCCAACCGAGCUGGGUUCAGCCCGACGGACGAUGGCGUUCGAGAACACGGACUGUGCCGGCGUGUUCGAACCCCGGCUCACCAGAUGACCUAUGUCUAUAUAGCAGUGGGUUUGGCCUCUGUGGUAAUCCUGGGGGUUGUUUCUGUCCUCUUGUGGCGUUUCUACAUACGGAAAGCCAAACCCAUCCAGCAUGGAUCCUUGGAUAAUAUCCUAGACGGGGAGCUGAGUUCGGGACACGCCGGAGCCACCAACAGCUCAUUCCGGACGGAAGAACAACUGUGAUGGUUGCUUCCUAGUGCCAGUUUCUAUUAGUGUCCCAUUUUGGACAAUCACCGAGUUUCUUUUUACAGCGGGGACACUGAGGCACGAUCAUGGAGAGGCUGCACAAGUGAUGGAAGACAGAGGGGCUCCGAUGACGGACAGUCGGACCGAAGCCUCACUUUUCUGCUGGACGAUGGUUUUCAAAGUGAAUUGAUUCUCUUUACGGACUGCAGGUAGUCCUCGACUUACGACCGUGUGUUGAGCGACCAUUCAAAGUUAAAACGGCGCUGAGAAAAAGCGACUAACGACCAAUCCUCACACCGAACAACCAAUACAGUAUUCCCACGGUCACAUAAACAAAAUUCGAGCGCUUGGCAGCCAGCAUAUAUUUAUGACGGCUGCGGUGUCCCAGGGUCAGGCAAUCCCCAUUUGUGACCUCGUCAGCCAGCUUCCAACAAGCAAAAUCAAUGGGGGAAACUGGAUUCGCUUAAUGACCAUGUGAUUCACUUAGCAACCGUGGCAAAAAAAAAACCCUUGUAGUAUUGGGCUGUCUUAUAGCUGCCUAGUUUAGCAAUGAAAAUUCUGGUCCCAAUUGUCAUCGUAAGUUGAGGAGUACUUGUGUUCUCUUUCUCCCUCUUCCUUCCUUCCUUCCUCCCUCCCUCCCUCCCUCCCUCCUCCUCCUCUUCCUUCCUUUCUUCAUCCCUUUCUCCUCCCUGCCUCCCUGCCUCCCUCCUUCCUUCCUUCCACCCUCCCCCCUGCCACCCUCCCUCCUUCUCCUCCUUCCUUCCUUUCUUUCUUCCUUCCUUCCAUCCAUCCAUCCUUCCUUCCUCCCUCCCUCCCUCCUUCUCUCCCUCUUUCUCCUCCUCCUCUUCCUUCCUUCCUUCCUUCGUCCCUUUCUCCCCCCUGCCUUCCUCCCUCCUUCUCCUUCUUUCCUUCCUUCCUUCCUUCCUCCCUCCCUCCCUCCCUCCCUCCCUCCCUCCCUCCCUCCUUCCUUCCUUCCUUCCUUCCUUCCUUCCUUCCUUCCUUCCUUCCUUCCUUCCUUCUCCUGAUGGCUGCUAGUUCUCGGAAUGCAGAGAUAAUUUUCCAAUCCAGAUGUUGUGAAUUAUGUUUAUUUAUGUAUUUAUUAGCUCGCUCUACUAUCUCUCUCUCUCUCUCUUUUAAUCAUGCCACGGUACAGCUAUCCCCACCCUGGCAUCCCUUCGCCACUGUGUGAGUCGAUGACAGCACCAGAUGGGAAGAUCACACGUAAAGACAAUGGAAUGAGGGAAGGGAUCGAGGGGGGGGAGGGCCUCUUUCGGAGUGCGGGGUACUACAUCCUGUCUGUUGCAAUGACUGAAGGUACUUUGAAGAAAAAAAUGCUGGUUUCUAACACCUGCUUUUGUAGCUGGCUGGCAUCUUCAGAUCUACAAUAGCUCAUCCUUGAGGGGUUAGACUAGAUGACCUCACGGUCCUUUCCAACUGUUAGAUUCAAUGAUUCAGUAGUCCUACGGAGAAUGCCUUCCCCUGCCUGGAGUCACAGAUUCCAGGUUAUUUACUUCCCGCAAAGUUUAGCUCUGAUGCAGACAAAUCUCUCAAAAUCCAAAAUUAAUCCUUUUGCACCCAACAUUGUGAUCUGUUUAUUAAUUCAAAGAAGGAAACUACUCUAAGACUUAAAACCAUUUCAAGAGUUGUGAUCUCAUUUGGGGAAAACGCUACUUACUCCUGCAAGCUGCAGCUCCCCACAUCCUGCCAAUCACACCAGCUGGGAAAUUAAAAUUUAAUUUAUUUGUGCCAAUCACACCAGCUGGGAAAUUAUAAUUUAAUUUAAUUUAUUUUAAUUUAGGCGCGCCUCCCACUCCAAAAUCUUUCUGGAAUUCAAUAUCCAGACGGUUGCACAUUUUCCACCCCUAACUAACUUCCUCACCGAGGAAAGUUUUUUUUUUUAAUUUUCUACCAAUUUGGCAUUUAGAAACUACCGAAUUCUAUCUUUGUGGUCUCGCAAGUAGGAGAAAAACUCCAGUUUGAACAUCUGGAGAAUUACCGCUGUCCAGUCUGGGACUUCGGGUGUACAUUUCAGCCGCUCCUUUCCUGCUUAUUUAACAAACCUCUAUUUAUUUUGCACAAUGAGGACUAGAUUCUUAUUUUACUAAUAGGAGACAAAGCCAUAGCUUUCUAUGCCGUUUGGAAAAUCCCUCUCUAAGUAUGGAGACGUUUGUGGUUUGACUUGUCCUUGACUGGCUUAAUAAUUUAGCUGUAAGAACUUUUGUGUGUGUGUGAUUCUGUGUGUGUCUUUUUGUGUGCGGAUGGGGUUGGGCUCACACAAUGCUCUUCUCUCGGUAUGGCCUAACAGGGAACAAUCUGAGCCUAACUUACGAAUUUAAGAAUCAUUCUGUCAACGGAUGUUUACUUUUUAUCGCUGGGAAGAAUAAAAUUGGGUUUAAAUCUGA
Molecule: messenger RNA, 4551 nt
Organism: Pantherophis guttatus
Lineage: Eukaryota; Metazoa; Chordata; Lepidosauria; Squamata; Colubridae
Gene: LRRN4CL
Product: LRRN4 C-terminal like
Molecular function (GO): protein binding
Source: RefSeq, a predicted model, not a curated record